AUGGUUCACUCGGAUGCUGAAAAUGCGCCGGGGGCGCCUGAGAUCAUUGCCACGCGCCAGCAAACGCGUUUCCAUAUUGCCGAAGACAAGAGGUCGUCAGAUGUUUCCAUCGAACAAUUGACCCUCUCCAUUCGCACCAGCCCGGUGGCCAGCAAAGCGGGCAAGACAGUGAAGACUGUGAAGUCCAAAGCUGGCAGCGGGGCUGCCAAGACCAAGGAUAUCCUGGUCGACACGAACCUGCGACUCAAGGCCGGCGUCCACUACGGUCUUCUCGGCCGCAAUGGGUCGGGAAAAUCUACCCUCCUGAGGGCAUUGGCGGGGAAGAUGAUACCGGGAUUGUCACUUGCCACCAAGAUCGUGCUGCUGCAGCAAACCGCUACUGGUAGCGGUAGUGACAGCGACACGUCAGCGGCCAUCGAGCCCCGCGAGAAGAAGCCGGUUUUGCAAUACAUACUCGAGGGGGACGAAGAAAAAAACAAACUCUCGGAGGAAUUGAACAUCCUUACCCAGAUCGAUCCCGGGGACGGCGACGAGUUGGGACGGCUCCGCGCAUACCGCCGGUUACUUUAUACACGACUUGCCAGAGAACUUACGGAAGCGCAGAAGAAUGCGGCGCUGCGGAGCGGAGCCAGGGGCUCCCAGGCACGCAAAGACUUGAUCACCAUGGAGAAAAAGGUGGAAGAAGCCCACAACAGAGUGGACAACAUUGAGGAACCGCUCGAUGCCAAAGAAUGUCAAGACGAACUCGCCGAAGCUUCGCGGCUAACAGCUGAGCUUCAAGCCGAUCUAGACGAGCGGCGACUCGGCGAUCAAGAAGCGCGGCCACGAAAGAUCCUUUCGGCGCUUGGCUUCACCGAACAGAUGAUGCAACAGCCCUUCAACGAGCUCUCUGGGGGCUGGCAGAUGCGCUGCAUGCUUGCCAGUACCCUUCUCCAAGACGCAGACAUCAUGAUCCUCGAUGAGCCCACCAAUUUCCUCGACCUUUUAGGGAUCAUCUGGCUCCAGAAAUAUCUCGUCGAUCUCCGGACGGAAGCUAACAAGACCGUCGUCGUCGUUUCGCACGAUCGCGACUUUAUUGACCACGUGUGUGAGGAGAUCAUCAUGAUAAAAGAUGAAUCCUUGGUCUACUUUGAGGGAAAUCUAACCGCGUACGAGGAAGACCUGAAGUCGCGGAGGCAGAACUUAACCCGUCUGAAGGAGGCCCAGGAGAAGCAGACUGCUCACAUGGAGAAGACCAUCGCCAACAACAUCCGGGCCGGAAAGAAGCAUGGGGAUGAAAACAAGCUGCGCCAGGCCGUUUCUCGCCAGAAAAAGCUGGAGGACCGCAUGGGAAUGCAAACCAAUGCCAAGGGCGGGAGGUUCAAGCUAUCAAGAGAUAUGGCGGGAUUUCACAGUUCGAAGCGCGCCGCGAUAGACAUCCCUCCCGAAGAGGCUGCGGUGAGCAUCACCAUCCCUGUCGCGCCCGACCUCCGAUUCCCCGGGGCCUUGGUAUCGUUGGACCACGUCUGGUUCUCAUACGGCCCCAAAGAGGCAUCCAUCAUACAGGACGUAAGUCUCAGCAUUCAUAUGGGAUCGCGUGUCGGCAUCGUUGGCCUCAACGGCAGUGGCAAGUCCACGUUGAUCAAGCUCGUCACCGAGGUUACGUCUCCUACUAGGGGAACCGUCGCCCGCCAUCCCCGACUCAAACUCGGCUAUUACUCACAACUUGCGGUCGAGGAGCUGAGGGCUGCUGGGAUGGCUGAUCCGUCGAUGACAGCGCUGAGCACCCUGGCUGCCGAGGCUGGCGAUGAGAUGGACGAGGCGGACAUGCGCGGCUUCCUUGCUUCGUUUCACUUGGCGGGUAAUACUGCCUCACAUGUCCCGAUUGCUAAACUUUCAGGCGGUCAAUUGGUGCGUCUUGCCUUGGCUCGCAUCGUUUGGAACCAUCCACAUCUUCUCGUCCUCGACGAAGUCACGACCCAUCUCGACUUUUACACGGUACAGGCGCUCAGCCGGUCUCUGAGGGCCUUUAAUGGCGCGCUUCUGCUUGUGUCUCACGACCGGUUUUUUGUCAAGUCGGUGAUCGAGGGAGACGCGGAGUUGCUCGGGAGCGAUGAGGAGGAAGAAGAGGAGGAUGAGGAGGAACAGACCAAGGCCGAGAUGAAGCGGGAUCUGUAUCUCAUGAAGAAGGGGAAGCUGACCCGUCUGGCGAAUGGCGUGCGCGACUUUGAGGAGUCGUUGGAGUCCAGGGUUGACAAGCUGCUUGCCGCUUAA
Dichotomopilus funicola is the source of this 2253-nucleotide messenger RNA. RefSeq names its product putative ABC ATPase. The record is from RefSeq and is a predicted model, not a curated record. Bases 1 to 2253 code for a protein of 750 amino acids. The transcript has 6 exons. Lineage: Eukaryota; Fungi; Ascomycota; Sordariomycetes; Sordariales; Chaetomiaceae. Gene Ontology annotation, molecular function: ATP hydrolysis activity; ATP binding.